AUGGCUUGCUUCGUUAGUAUCAACUGCGGAUACGCAGGCCCCCCGUUUGUGGACAAACUCACCGGAAUAAGGUGGCAUUCAGAUCAAUACUUCAGCACAGGAGUGCCCGGCACUGCUCCCCCUCCCAAGGGCAAGCAGUGGGGGCCGUAUGACGUGGAAGCGACCAUGCGAGUCUUUACAGAGUACCCCGUUAAUUGUUAUAACAUCCCGGUGGCCAAGCCUGGGAGGUAUCUGCUGCGGCUGGUGAUGUACUAUGGGAAUUACGACAAGGCCAAGAGUCCACCCGCGUUCAACGUCUCCUUUGGGAUCUCAUUCGCAGCGACGGUGGUGCUGGCUCUAAAGGAGAGGGUGGUCUCAGAAAUCAUCGGCCAAGUUGACUCCACAGAGCUCGAGGUGUGCUUCGUGAGCAUCUACGGCAAGCCCCUGGUGAACGCGCUGGAGCUGAGGCCACUGCCGCCAGAGUCGUACGUGUCGCUGCCCGACCCCUCGGGCGUCAUGCUGCUCUGGUGGCGCCUCUUCUGCGCCAACGACUCGCUCACCAACCGCAGUCUUCGCUACCCCUACGACCCAUUGGAUCGCAUCUGGGAUGCAGAUGGCGUGAUGGCCACUAGCGGGGGCGCUGCCUCGUCCACCCUCAUGUUCGACUACUCUUUCGACUCCUACGUUUUCGGCACGCCGAUUAAUGUCAAGCCGGCCAUAGGGGCUAGAGCUGUGGCAGCAGCUACUUCUGCUGCGUUUGGCACUGGGGAUUCGGGUGAAACGGUGGGGGGAGAGAGUGCGUCGGAAGAAGCAGGGGAGGCAGCGGGAGCGGAGGCAGCAGCAACAGCAACAGCGGCGGCAGCAGCAGCGGCGGGAGCAGGAACAGCAGCAGCAGCAGCAGCAGCAGCAGUGGUUGGUGAAGCAGGCGGGUCACCAGCAGAAGAAGCAGCAGAAGCAGUAGCAGAAGAAGCAGCAGAAGCAGCAGAGCAAGCAAUCACGGCGAACGGCACAGCCAAUGCCGUUCCUCCCUUCCUACAGCUCACAGCACGAACAGUACCACAGGCACCCACAGUAACCAUGGGCAGCAGCAGUGGGCUGGAGUACCAGUUUCAGUUCCUCGAGAGCCCUGCGAAUUUCCAGCUGAUUAUGUACUUUGCGAACGUGGAGGGGCGGGUGAAGCGGGCGGGGGACAUGGUGUUUGAUAUCCUGUUAAAUGAGCAGGUGGUGGUUGCGAGAUUUGAUCUGUUUCUGCAGCUGCAAGGGGUGAGGGCGGUACGGGCUGGGACAAGAGGCAUAGGUGCAAGUGGGGUGAGUGGAAGUGGCGUGGGGGGAAGUGCUGCUGUUGAGAGUGGCGGUGGCGAUGUGACUGCUCAUGUUGCUGCUGUAGGCCUUACUGCUACUCCUGCCGGUGUGACACCCACUGCAUCGCCUCUUCCUCCACCCGCUGCCACCGUUCCCUCCACUCCUCCGCCUCCCCCCCUUUUCCCUGCUGCUCCUGCACCCGCUUCUGCUGCUUCUAGGACCAGCAGCAGCAGCAGCAGCAGCAGCAGCGCCACUGAUAGUAGCCUGUACGCGCAGCAGGUGGUGAUGGUGGUUGUGAAUUUCACGAGUGUGGAUCUCUACACGCCCGCCGUCCUGCUGCUGAGGCCAGCUGCUAGCAGCCGCCUCCCACCUGCCAUCAGCGGCAUCGAGAUGUACGAGGUGUUCCCUGCUGCCAAGCCAACGCCCCCUGCUGAAGUUGCUGCCCUGCGUGAUUUUCAAAGUUUGCUGGGGGCGCCAGCGUCACUGGCAGGGUGGCAGGGGGCGGAUCCCUGCAACCCCAUCAAGUGGGCGGGCAUUCAGUGCAUUCAGGCGCAGGGGGACAGCGCAUCACACGUCAGCGGCAUCUACCUGGGCAACUACAGUCUCCACGGCCCCAUCUCCCCACUGCUGGCUAACAUCUCCUUCCUCCAACACCUCUGGGUGAAUGACAAUGAGUUGGUGAAAGAGAUUCCCAGCUCCCUUGGCGAUCUCGGGGAUCUCUCCACACUUCUACUGCAGAACAACCAUCUAACGGGGCAGGUGCCCCAGUCCCUCACCAACCUCACCAAUCUGGUGCAGCUCAACGUGGCGAACAACAGCCUCACGGGAGUGUUCCCCUUCAACAUGACCACGCAGUUCAUCCAAGUCGUUGCCACGGGCAACGACCUCUGCUCUCCCCAGGGCCUAUACGAUCUCCCCAACUGCGGAGCCCUCCCCCCUCCGCCCCCUUCUCCCCCCUCCCCCUCCGCUCCCCCACCCACACCGUCCCCCAUCUCCCCCGCUCCCCCUUCCGAGCCCUCCGUUCCUCCCUCUCCGACUGCUGACUCGACUCUUGCCACCGCUGCUACAGAUGCAGCCACAGGUGCAGCAGCAGCAGCAGCAGCAGCUACAGCAGCAGCUGCAGCAGCAGGAGGAGCAGCAGCGGUGGCGGAGGCGGCGCACAACGGACAAAAAACGCCACCCAACGGGCUGGCGGUGGAGCCGGCGCCGUUCACUGUGCCACCCACGCACGUGCAGCGGAUGAGCCUGGCGGAGCUGGAGGAGGCGACAGGGGGGUUCUGUGAGGAGCAGAUGAUCGGUGCAGGGGGGUUCGGACCGGUGUAUCGUGGUGUGCUGGCAAAUGGACGAGUGGUGGCAGUGAAGCGACGUGCAGUGGAUUCGAUGCAGGGAUCUACAGAGUUCAACAAUGAGCUCAAGUUCCUGUCCAAGAUACGGCACCCCCACCUGGUGGCGCUUAUUGCCUUCUGUGAGGAGCAGGGGCAGCAGCUGCUGGUGUAUGAGUUCAUGGCGCAGGGCAAUUUGAGGGAACACUUAUACGACCGGUUGGGAGCGCCAAGGGGGCGGUUGCGGUGGCUGCAGCGCCUCUCCAUCGCUGUUGGUGCCGCCAAAGGGAUUGAGUACCUGCACGUGGCCCUGCGUCCAUCCAUCAUCCAUCGGGACAUCAAGACCACCAACAUUCUCCUCGACGACAGCCUCUGCGCCAAGGUCGCUGACUUUGGGCUGUCCCGCCUGGGGCCGCAGGACAACACGCACGUCUCCACCAACGUCAAGGGCACGGCUGGUUACUUGGACCCAGAGUACUACACGGUGCAGCAAUUAACCGAUCGCAGUGACGUGUUCAGCUUUGGAGUGGUGCUGCUGGAGCUGGUCAGCGGGCGGCAACCCAUUGACCUCAGCCGCCCACGAGUCGACUGGAACAUCAUUGACUGGGCACGCAAGCACCUGCAGCAGGGGGACAUAGAGGCAAUAGUCGACCCCACACUGCCCCCUUCAGAAUACCUCCUGGACGCAAUGUGGAAGGUGGCUGAGGUGGGCAUUCUCUGUGUCGAGCCCAUGGGAAUCAACCGGCCGAGUAUCAGUGAGGUGGUUCGGGAGCUUGGAGAGGCUGUUGCUAUGGAGUUAUCGAAUACGCCUGCACCACAUGGGGAUUACAUGAUGCUGCGGAAGGUGCAGCAAGGGGUGUUGUCGCCGCCUGUUCCGCAGGAGAAACGGCAUUUCUCUGCUGAGGACAACCCGCGGUUCGCCUCGCCGUUCUUGCAGCCCGGAUUCCAGCCCCGGGCAGGCGGCCGAGAUUUCGAAUCUGCCCGAGAGCCGGCAGGGGGUUAUGGUGUUGGGGGGGAUUUGGAGGGGAAGAGGCGGAUGAGUGAUGGGGAAGUGGUAGCAAUGCCUCCUCAUCGCGCUACGGCGAUGUGGAUCGCCGUCGUAAUUGCGGUGUCGCUCGCCCUCGCCCCCUCAGCAGCAGCGCUGCGCUAUGGCCAAUCGGAGCCCCCACCCAAGCUGGACUAUGCGUCAUGCGCCGCGGAGGUGGAGGAGUGGGUGGACGUGCAGAUGGCUGAGACAGCGGAGGUGCAGUGGCAGCGGGAGGAGCGAAUGGCUAGCGGCGAGAGCCCCAUGCCGCAGACGCUCUUCUUUCUCCAUGUGGCUCGUGCGGGAGGGAGGACGUAUCACCAGUGCUUCCUGAGUACGCUCAUGCCCAGCACCGUGCAGUGCAACAUGUCAUACCACGUGCUGCGAGACGACCCCACCAUGGGCUGUCGCCUGCUGGCCACGCAUGACGACUACGGCAUGACCACUCAGCUCCCUCCCGGCGCCGCUACAGGCGUUACCACUCUUUUCCGAGAGCCUCUCGACCGCGUGCUCUCCAUGUACGAGUUCUCCGUGCACAUCUCGGGGCGCAGCAUGGGGCUGGACCUGAAGCAGCUGCCGGAUGAGACGCUGUACGCCGCACGGAGGAAGAUGCGCGAGCAUUACAGGAACCUGGUGCCGACAGACACGAGGAACGUGUGGCCGUGGACGCUGCUUUCUGUCACGAUGGAGGAAGAUCUCUGGGACCGGCGUGACUUCACUGGCAUUCCCCCUCCACCGGUGGGUUUCGACGAGGGCCGUGACGACAUGUACUCCCGUGCACACCUCGUGAUGCCUCUGAGGGACUUCAUCGAGCUGCCCUUGGCACAUGACGUGGUGCACAAUGGUGCAACCUUCCAGCUAGCGGGCAUCACGAACAACAGUGUGCUGCCAGAGGCGAAGCGGCUGAGGCAGUGUGUGCUGCAGCACCCGGAGCUGGGAGGAGAGAUGCUGAAGCUCGCUAAGGCGCGAGUCGAUGCUCUCAUCCAUCUGGGCUUCACCGACCGCAUGGAGGAGUCAAUCGAGCUGCUGCUGGCUGUGAUCGACCGCUCCCUCUCCUCCCAGGCCUUCACCCUCCCUGGCAAGAACCCCCGGGGGCGAUGCAAGAGGCCCAAGAAGAAGGCCAAGGAGAGAGCGAUGCCGUGGAAGAGCAUCAGGGAGCAGUACGCGGAGUGCCUCAAAGACCAGAUGGAGCUCACUCAGCUGAACGAGCUCAUUGCCUUCCGCCACAUGGGGCCGCUCAAGUUCUCCAGGAAGGAACGAGCGCGCAUUCCAGAGGAUGUGAUGAGGCGCAUCAAGGAGCUGAACGCUCUUGACUUGGAGCUCACUGAAUACGCGCGCGACAAGUACACUCAGAUGCUGGACAAGUAUCGGCCUAUGAUGGAAGCAAUUGGAAACCCAUCCACCGACCGCUGCUGA
Molecule: messenger RNA, 5043 nt
Organism: Closterium sp. Yama58-4
Lineage: Eukaryota; Viridiplantae; Streptophyta; Zygnematophyceae; Desmidiales; Closteriaceae
Source: the annotation of a GenBank genome assembly